Messenger RNA from Lactuca sativa (garden lettuce), 500 nucleotides. RefSeq names its product RmlC-like cupins superfamily protein. The record is from RefSeq and is a predicted model, not a curated record. NCBI's taxonomy places the organism in Eukaryota, Viridiplantae, Streptophyta, Magnoliopsida, Asterales, Asteraceae.
AUCAAGAAACUGUGUUUUGUGAGUGUGUAUGUUUUGUAGAGAGAGAAUCCUAAAUUUGUUAAAUGGCAGGAGAGUCUUCAUCAAAUCUAAGCAUAAUUGUUCACAAAAAUCCUUCUGAAUCUCAUCUUUCUGAACUGGGUAUCAAAUCAUGGCCCAAGUGGGGAUGUUCGCCAGGGAAGUACCAGUUGAAGUUCGACGCACAAGAGACAUGCUAUUUAUUAAGAGGAAAAGUCAAAGUCUACCGGAAAAAUUCGUCGGAGAUGAUAUCGGAGUUUGGUGCCGGCGACCUAGUUAUCUUACCAGAGGGUCUGAGUUGCACUUGGGAUGUCUCCGUUGCCGUCGAUAAACACUACAAGUUUGAAUCUUCUUCUUCUUCAUGAUAACAAUAGUAAUAGUUAUAUGUUUUCUAAUUAUUUCCAUUUUUAAUUAUCUUAUGUUCAUAAUAAUUUAAUCGUUAGAUGUAAUUAUUCCUGAUUAAGGCUCUCCCUCUUUCUUCUAAA